UAGUGAGUGAGUGUGAAACAUUCGUCUUAAAGAUACCUGAAAUAUAUUUUUUUUAUUCAUUGUCUUCCCACUUCCCCAACUGUUGGACUAGCCCAAAGCAGACAUGUGUACUUUGGAUAAGGGUGGGGCUGCCACCUAGCAAAAGAAAAAUCAUGGCGGCUGCACCGUCAAGUUUGGGGACACAAUUCCAUGAAGAAUUGACCUGCAGCAUCUGCCUGGAGCUGUUCACCAGGCCCAAGGUGCUGCCCUGUCAGCACACCUUCUGUCAGGACUGUCUACAGGACCUUGCAAGUAAGCGAAUGCCCUUAAUACAGGGCCUUGCAAGUAGCAGAGUGUCCUUGCUACAGGGCCUUGCAAGACGAGUUCCCUUGCAGUGCCCAAACUGUCGUCAGCAGGUCAGGCUGCCACCCCAGGGGGUCACAGGUUUGCCAGACAACCACCUGGUGACAAGUCUGUGUGAGAGGCUGCAAAACCAGGCCACACUGUCAGGGGAAACAAAGGAACAACCCCAGUCUGGAAACAGGUGCAGCUUACACCCCUCAGAGGAAGUCAAGCUCUACUGUAAACAGUGUAACAUGCCAGUUUGUAGUGAGUGUUGUGAAGAAGGCCAUGAUGGACAUCAGACCAAGGGCCUUAAAAAAGCUGCACAGGAAAGGAGUUUGACAGUCCAGGCCUUGAUCAAUGAGGGGAGGAACAUUCUGGAAAGUUACAGUAGCUUCAUCAGAGAUCUUGGAGAAAAAGAAAAAACCCUGAUUGAACAGAAACAGCAGACAGACAACAGCAUCAUUCACGCCUACAACCAAAUUGUGCAGAAACUCACAGAGAGAAAGGAUCACCUCUUAUCUGAAUCACAUCAAAAUCACAGUGCGAACUUGGAGAAAAUACAGACUGAAAGGGACAGAGUUUUGCCCGAUGUUAACGAUCUGUCUGCUGCCUGUGAUCGAGCAGAACAAGAACUGCAGCAGGGAUGGGUUGGAUUCCAUAGUCAGAAAACAUUUAUCUUAACAGAGAUGGUGGAAAAGUACAGAGGAAAAGCAGCACCAACUCCUGUACAAACCCAGCCUGCUGUCUUUCAGCCCACAGACACCCCAGUGCCAGAAUUGGGACAUGUGACGGUCCAGUCUCUCCCACCUGCACCAAUCCCAGCAGCACCUGCACCAAUCCCAGCAGCAUUUGUAGCAGGGGGUAGAAGUCAUCACAGAAGGAAAGGAAAGCAUCAACCUGCACCAAUUCGAGCAGCUCUCGCACCAAUCCGAGCAGCACCUGCACCAAUCCAAGCAGCACCUGCAGCAAAGGGCACAGGUCAUCACCAGGAUCAGUCUCAGAGGGUGACAUUUGGUGGAAAGGGAUCAGGAACAGGACAGUUCAAUGGUCCAUCCGGUGUUACAGUGUCAGAUGAAGGGGAGAUCUUUGUAGCAGACUACUGGAACCAGAAGAUCCAAGUCUUCACCCUGCAGGGAACAUUUGUUCACCAAUUUCCAACAGUCGUGUCAGGUGAAGAGAGAGUGACCCCACAAGAUGUGGCCAUGGACAGGGAGGGGAACCUGUGGGUGGUGGGCGACACACGGUCUGCUGAGUUUGCUGUGCAGUACAACAAACAGGGCAGUGUGCUGAGAAAUUUUGACUUACAGAAGACAGGGUGGCACAGAGGAGUUGCCGUGGACACCAGGAGGAACCACAUCCUCAUCACACAAACCACAGGAGACUGGCAUGGUGAAGUUUUUGUGUACAGCCCAGAUGGGACACUUGUGAGAACUGUGGGUCAGCAGCAGGGGAUGAAGUAUCCACAGUACAUCACUGUUGAUAGGAAAGGAAACAUUCUUGUGUCAGACUGUAACAAUCACUGUGUCUAUGUGUACAAUGAGGAUGGACAGUAUCUGUUCCAGUUUGGAUCCUUUGAGAGAAAUGGUCAAGAUCAGCUGUACAAACCCCGUGGCAUCUGUACAGAGAGUGCAGGUAACAUCAUUGUGGCAGACAGUGGAAACAACCGUGUAGAAAUGUUUGACAAGACAGGAAAGUUCCUCAAGUUCAUCACUACAGACAUGGGCAAGCCAUGGGCUGUUGCCAUGACAACAAAUGGACAGCUGGUGGUGACUUUGUGGGAUAAAUACUUCUUUAAGAACAACCACACAGUCUGCAUAUUUCAUAUAUAAGGACAUACUGACUUAAUUUUAUGGUUAACAUCCUCAAAACUAAUGCACACGAGGGUAAAGAAAAAGAGAAAAAUUCUGCAAAACAUUCAGUUCAUUCUUUCCCAGGCUUGGUUUGUCUUAUGUUCACCUCCAGUAAGACUUCACAUGUAAGUGACAAUUGUCGCCAUUUCAAUAAAAAUGUUUUUAUUGUCAUUCUUGUUUAAAGAGGGGAACAAGGGUGCUGUGGCCCCAUGCCCUGACUAUGUGCCCCUUAUCCUGGAGAGCAGAUCCUCUGGCAUGUAUGAAAUUAUGAUUAACCAGAGGUGCUAUUGGGUCAUAUGUGGCCAGAUAUUUUGGGGAAAAGGCGAAAACCAAUGUGAGUGCAAAUCCAUGAAAUAAAGUCAGUGUGGCCUAACUCCUGCCUGACUAACCAAUGCACCUUGACAGUCCUGCAUGUACAAUAUACAUGUCAUGUAUGAUAAAAAGGAAAGACAACAUUGAAAAUUGAAAACACUUUUCCUGCAGGUGAUCUGAAAGUAGACUUAAGUAUGUUAGAAACGACCUGAUAAAUAAGCCCUAUUCAGUAAUGAACAUGGCUACUGUUACAAUUUGAGUUUGUUUAAUAUACACUAUCAUGUAUUCACAAUCAUGUAAUACUGCAGCUGUAAACAGCUCAUGAGAAGAUGAGAAAGCUUGUUAUGGAUGAAAGUGUACUUUUAGCCUUUAGGCCACACCAAUUUUAUCUGCUGUUUCCCGGAUUUCUCGACCAUAUUUUUUGGUAUUUGAAAAAAAAAAAACUUUUAAAAAUGAUGGCCACACCUUAUUUUGACAAAAUUUCACUGCCUCUCCUUUCUCAAAUUAAC
Branchiostoma floridae (Florida lancelet) is the source of this 2995-nucleotide messenger RNA. Its product is annotated as tripartite motif-containing protein 3-like. Lineage: Eukaryota; Metazoa; Chordata; Leptocardii; Amphioxiformes; Branchiostomatidae. The transcript has a single exon. The coding region runs from base 153 to 2153 and encodes 666 amino acids. The record is from RefSeq and is a predicted model, not a curated record. Gene Ontology annotation, molecular function: ubiquitin protein ligase activity; zinc ion binding; protein binding. Gene Ontology annotation, biological process: protein polyubiquitination; proteasome-mediated ubiquitin-dependent protein catabolic process; negative regulation of translation.